AUGAAGGAGCAGAAACAACACAUCGCUGCCAUGGCUGCUAAAGUCGAGGCUAGCCGAGCCGAUCUACGCUCAAUUGGACAACGCGCGAUGGCUUUCGGCAAGACGGAAGCUAGGGUCGCGGCUGACAAACGAGGUCCAGCAGCAUAUCUGUAGCUGAUCAACUCUCACAACCUGGGUCUCGAGGAAACAGGUCAGUCUCGUCGAUUCACGUUGGCCGUUUGCCGUCCCUUGUUGUUCCAUGUCCCAUUCAGUUGCUGAUCUCUCGGCUCUCGGUUUCGUAAACUGGAUCCGCGACAAUGUGCCUUGGCGGGCCUUACUUUAAACACCGUUCAAAUCCGCUGGAAUCCGGCUCGAGUCUUUCCACAUCCUCAAGUCGUCCCUCGUCUAUCCUUCGGGAUCGAGCUCAACUCUUUUGCAGUCGACGAGUCACGCCUCGACCACCCGUCAUCCAUCCCGCCGCGCCAAUGCCCGACCCGGCUCUCAGCCGAUCGACCUCGAGCAACGCAAGGACGUCGCGAUCAUCUCCGGUACACGCGAAUGAUCGCAAUGGGGGUGGGCUCUUGACACCAGAGGCACCCUCGGCGCGUAGCCGGCUGAGUGGCGCUCAGCUAGGGCUCAAGAAAUAGGCAUCACACGGCUCCUUCCCCGCCGAAGCGAUGCAAUCGAUGCCCACUAGCAAGGAGGAGAGCAGGAAGGACAAGGGUGGGCAAAUGUUCGCAAGUUAG
Messenger RNA from Microbotryum saponariae, 725 nucleotides. The record is from the annotation of a GenBank genome assembly. Lineage: Eukaryota; Fungi; Basidiomycota; Microbotryomycetes; Microbotryales; Microbotryaceae.